AUGGACGAUGAUGAAUACACAAGGCAAUCCUCAUACCAGGCACAAGUCAAGGAGGACUUGAACCUUCUUGUCAGCAAUUUCGACAACGAGCAGUUGGAACGUUACAACCUUUACAGAGAAACGGGUCUGAAGGCGCCACAGGUCAAGCGUAUUUUAGUGGCCACAGGCAUGUACAACGUGCCACCAACUGUUCUUCCGCUCAUCGGAGGAGUCGCUAAAGUUUUCGUCGGCGAGGUCGUCGAGAAAGCCCGUGAGGUACAAGCGGUACGCAAGGAAUCAGGGCCACUUUCACCAGAGCAUCUUCGUGAAGCAUACCGCCUGUAUACGAUCGAGUCAGGCCACAUUGGUGCCGCUUCGCCUGCUCGAGGAAAACGGCUUUUUGUUCGAUGA
Messenger RNA from Cantharellus anzutake, 390 nucleotides. Its product is annotated as TAFII28-domain-containing protein. Gene Ontology annotation, biological process: transcription initiation at RNA polymerase II promoter; RNA polymerase II preinitiation complex assembly. The coding region runs from base 1 to 390 and encodes 129 amino acids. NCBI's taxonomy places the organism in Eukaryota, Fungi, Basidiomycota, Agaricomycetes, Cantharellales, Hydnaceae. Gene Ontology annotation, cellular component: nucleus; transcription factor TFIID complex. Gene Ontology annotation, molecular function: protein heterodimerization activity; transcription coactivator activity. The transcript is spliced from 4 exons. The record is from RefSeq and is a predicted model, not a curated record.